UUUGUUGAUCCACCACACAAAGCAAACGGAAAAAGAAGCUCUCUCUCUCUCUCUCGCUCUCUCUGUUGCUUUUCUUUGCUUGUUUCUUUGUGGCAGCGAGUAUGGAGAUGGAAGCCACGGAGGAAGCCAUGGAUGUUGGUCAUGGCCGCGUCGUGAGAGGGAAGAGGACGAAGAGGCAGCGGCAGUCGCCGCCGCUGGCAAUGGGAAGCACCUCCAACGACGAGCGGCUCCUUUCGUCCCCGGCAUCGACGACGUCCACCGGCGAGGACAACACCGAGGAGGACGAGGACAUGGCAAAUUGUCUGAUUCUGUUGGCGCAGAGUGGCAGGGGGGGGGGGCCGUGCCUCAAUUCGGCGGGGCCGCCUGAAGCUGCGGCCGAGCCGAGGCCGAACGGGAGGCGGGGGGAGUUAUACGAGUGCAAGACCUGCAACAAGUGCUUCCCUUCGUUCCAGGCACUGGGAGGCCACCGGGCGAGCCACAAGAAGCCGAAGACCGCUGCGGCGGCGGCGGCGGAGGAGGAGAAGGAGAAGGAGAGAGCGGUGGUGGCGGAGGAAGAACGGCUGGGGCUGGUCUUGAUGCAACAGCAACUCGGGGGAUCAGGGACCAAGGUGGGAGGGAAGGUGAAGGUGCACGAGUGCUCCAUCUGCGGAUCGGAAUUCACGUCCGGGCAGGCGCUCGGCGGCCACAUGAGACGCCACCGCGUGGUGCCGGAAUCACCCGAGUCGAAGAAGCCCAAGAGCGUCUUCACCCUGGACCUCAAUCUCCCCGCUCCGGACGACUCCGACACAGUGGAGUUCUCCAAGUUCCAGACCGGAUCAGAAUUCACCAGGGAGCAGCCGAUCAUGUUUGCGGCCUUGGUGGAUUGCCACAAUUGAAAAAGGCGGAAGAUGAGGAAGAACACAACCUAAAAGCAGCAGCACCAACAACAAGAAAUUGCGAAUUGAAGAAGAGAGACAAACAAACACCUCUCUCUUUCUCUAGGUUGGGUAUCAUUGGGAAGCAAAAUGGAAUUGGGUAUCAUCUUUGUUAGUAAAACAGUUACAAAUUGAUUAAAUUCUUUAAAAUUUUCUGUUUCUGGAUCUACAAUUGUUAUAAGUAUUAUUUUCA
Nymphaea colorata (pocket water lily) is the source of this 1107-nucleotide messenger RNA. RefSeq names its product zinc finger protein ZAT5-like. The record is from RefSeq and is a predicted model, not a curated record. The coding region runs from base 102 to 875 and encodes 257 amino acids. Lineage: Eukaryota; Viridiplantae; Streptophyta; Magnoliopsida; Nymphaeales; Nymphaeaceae. The transcript has a single exon.